GGACAGUAACGUCAAACAUUAGGGUUAUAUUAUUAUUAUUAUUCUAAUUUUUAUUUUUUAGUUUUUGAUAAAUCUAUUGUUAUUAAUUUAAAAGAAAUUGAAAAUUAUAAGCAAUGAUAUAAGUUUUCCAAUGCUUUUGUUUAUAGUCGACUAGUAUCAUCAUACUAUAAGUAUGGCACCGCCCCCAAUAGUUACAGGUCUUUCUCCAAAUGAAGGGCCACCAGGCACAAGAAUCAAAAUUAGAGGUGAAAAUUUCGGUAGCCAACCAUCCGAUUUAAUAGGUCUUACAAUAUGUGGAAUGGAUUGUCUUUUAACAGCCGAGUGGAAGACUCCUAAUAAGGUUAUAGCUAUUUCAGGUCCAAUAAAAGGUAAGGGAGAUGUCAUAGUAACCACAAAAUAUGGUGGAACAGGUACAUGUAACGUUACCUUCAGGGGAUACCAUUUAGCUACAAUUGGACCUUUAAAGGAGAGUGCAGUUUGGGUAGAAGAGACUCCCAUAUACUCUUGGGGUAGACAUUCUUUAAGCCCAAGUAGUUUUCAGCAAGAAGAUCCUCUAGGCUUGUCUGUAGAAGAGGCAGAGAACAAGAUUAGUGAAGAAGAACUCUUAGGAUAUUUUCCUGGCAAAUGUGGAGACAUUGGUAGUCAGCAUUUUUCUCCUGCGUGGUUCCUUUUAGAAAACCAUCAAACAACAAGUUUUAACGAUUUAAAAGCUGGUUUAAACCAUCUCACCAGAAAAGUACAAAGCCAAAAAGAAGGCCAACUUUCUUUCUUAAAGGCAAAUUUGAAUAGUGUCAUGGAUCAAAUCGACACCUUAACGAACCUACGUGAAAAAUACGAAAAAGAAUCAUCAGUAUUUGGAAGUACACCAACAAUUAAAUUGGAAAGAGCCAUCAAGGAGUCUGAAAGAGAAGCCAGGAAACUAUUUGAUGAUGUUUUAGCGAGAAAAGACAGAGCUGAAAAGACAAGAAACGCAUUGAACGUUUUACAAAGAUACAAAUUUUUGUUUUGCCUUCCGUGUGUUAUAGAAAGAAACGUAAAAAAGGGAGAUUAUGACAUAGUUAUAAACGAUUAUAUGCGAGUAAAAAAUUUAUUUGAUAAAACAGAAGUGCCUAUUUUUAGAGAAGCCCUAAACGAAGUUGAAAAGCGUAUUGUGGAGUUACAAACCAAAUUACAUAAAGACUUGCAGACAAUGCCUAUUACAGUAGAACAACAGAAGCGUCUUAUUCGCUAUUUGGUUAAUUUAGAAUGUCCCUUCGACGCUGCUUGGGACGCCAUCAAAAGCAGAUGGGAGUACAUAAAUCAGAAGUUUAAGGAAAUAUACACUUUCCAUAAAUCUACAGACAAGUCAGAAGCUUCCAAAAAGCAGAACUCUGCUUCGAAGUACUCGAAAUCACAAAUCGAAGUGAACAUAGUACCAGCUUGUGUUAAUUUUACAGAUGAAAUAUGCGUGGUUACUUCAGAGAUAUUUCCUGAUUUGUGGAAGAUUGGUCAAGCAUACUUUUCUGGGGAGCUGCAGGUGAAAAUUGAAGCAGGAAGGCAGGUCGAAUACAAACAUAUGGUUUUAACUGCGAUUGAAUCGUUUUCCAAAUACGUACGAGUUAGCAUCAUUCCAAAUACUCUAGAUAAAUCUGAUCGUGUCCAAUACGGUUCUUUAACCACUUUGGACCGCGACGAAGUAGCUCUGUACCUUCCAGAACUGCUCCGCUCAGUGCGCUCUACAUACUCCACAUUAAUUCAACUAGAUCUACCCAAUGAAGCUUUAGACAUAGUAUCAGCUUUGCUUAUAGAUAUGCGAAUCUAUUGCAUGAGCACCUUAUUCCAACAAACAGCUGAACAAAUUAAACAACUGUCAGAAAAUUGGAAAAUAAAUUUUAGCGGAAAAUAUACGGGAGUUACUGAACUUCCUUUGAAGUUUUUAAGGUUAAUUGAAGAUGUCAUACAAAUUGUAAAGGAAUCUGCUUUAUCUGUCGAACAAAGGGAAACAUCUCUUUUAGAUAGUUCUUCUGCGCAGAAGGAACUCGAAAAGCAGGUCGAUAAUAUUUUAGGUUCUUUUUAUGAUGUGCUGAAUAACCUUUCAUCAACUGAAGAUUAUGAUGAUUGUGAUGAUAAUUCACCAGUGGUUUCUCAGUUGAUAGGGACUCCCGUAGGUCCUCAUAAAACGGGCGCACCGCAUGAUAUCCCCACUUGGGAGAAUCGGCUGCUGAUAACCUUAUCGAACUGUAUAUUUACAAAAAUUACUAUACUUGAUGAGAUUUCUAAGAAGUUCAGAGAAACAGGAUUUUCCUCCAUAGACGGCCCUAUCAAAACAAACAAAAAUAAAUACGAAGCCUUAGAAAAAUCAAUUUUAGAUAAAUAUUUAGAGCAAAAGAGUGAUCCUCUAGUUGGUACCAUUGAGCCUUCUAUGUAUUUGGGACGGUUUGACUGGGAUAUCAACGUGCCUCCUACAGACAUUCGCCCUUACGCCAAAGAAUGUGUCAAUAACCUUAUAAGUGUACAUUCUGAAAUAAAUAACAUUUCAGUUAGUCUUCUGGAUAGUAUCUUGGUCAAAAUUGUUGAAACGAUCGCUGAAGAACUGUAUAGACUUAUGUCAUGUGCUCAGAAGUUUAGUAAGGAAGGUGCUCAGCAAGCUGUUGUAGAUAUCGAAUGUCUCCAAUGGAUAUUUACGAACUAUUUGUCCGAGAAUGCGAAAAGUUAUUUUAAAGAAGCUUUGGGGCAUGUUCCAGAAAUAAACAAAUCUGAUAAGUUGUUAGUUGAAGAUAUUCUGAAACAAUGUAAGGUGAGGAUGAAGACCCAAAUUUUAUGUUUAAGAAAAAAGUAAUAACACUCUGCUUUAAAAUUAAUGUAUAAAUAUAAUAUAUUAUGUAUAUUUAUUGAAAUGGAAGUAUAGUAUUCAAUAUUUAUUUAAACUUUAAACACAUCAUUCCUGCCUUAUUUGGUUUUGAGCUUUUGUAAAGCACUAUUAUGGCCGGUUUCACCAACGACGAAUAGUAAUUUAUUCGAUGAAUAAAGUUAUUCGACCAAUAAAACUGACAGACCUACGUUUCACUAACGUCAAAUAAGACUGAUUUUAUUUAUUUGUCAAAUAACUAUUUACUCUUCGAAUAAAUUGACACGGACAAGUUAGUUUCUCUUUAAAAUAUCUAUUCGCUGUGAGCCGAUGAGUAGGGGGGAUUUGACAGUUUCCGCCAGCGCUGUUAGUGGCAGUUUUGUGCAUCGAAUUUGAACAAUUUUAUCAGAAAAGUAUAAGUUUCAUUCCGCGAGAGAGCGCUACCGACGAAACUCACAGCCAAUAAAAACAGAGGUAACCUCUAAAUUUCACAUAAACUUCUUCUUUUUUUCAAUGGCCUCUUGCGUAAGCAGUCAUCCAGUCGCACGAAUACAUUAAAUAUUAAUACAUAAUAUUUAUACAUUAAAUAUUAAAAUUAAAAUGAAUAAAAUAAAAAAACAUAAUUACUUUUACUAUUAAUUCUGUGUAUUCGUUCAGUAAUCAGGUUACAAUAAUAUUUCAGUUCAUAAUUUGUGUUUUUCUGGAUAAAUAUCUAUUUUUCUGUUUUGUAUAUUUCGCAUACACCAAUUUUAUCAGAAAAAUACAAGUUUCAAACCGCGAGAGAGCGCUACCGUCGAAACUCACAGCCAAUAACAAAGAAAAUUCGUCAGUUUAACUUUAAAUUAUCAAAAUUUUAUUUAAAACACAAUAAAAAUAUAAUCGACUAAUAAAUUUUAUUCGACGAAUAACUAUUCACUGAUUUAUUUGUUGUUGGUGAAACCGGCCCUUAGUUGAGUAUUUGUUAAAUUUUUUAGAUAAAUGUUUUAUUAUUCAUAUAUUAAGCGCCAAUUUUGUUUAUAUAUUGUUAACAAUUGAAUAUCAAAGGCGAAACAUGUUAUUAAUAAUGGUACAGCGGCACAAAAAAUUGUACCCAUUACCCUAGCUCAGCCCAGCUUUUUGUUUGUAAUAUAGCAGUCGGUACACAAAAUUUAUUAAUAAAAAAUCUACAAAAACAUAAA
This is a messenger RNA of Diabrotica virgifera virgifera (western corn rootworm), 4005 nucleotides long. RefSeq names its product exocyst complex component 2. Lineage: Eukaryota; Metazoa; Arthropoda; Insecta; Coleoptera; Chrysomelidae. Gene Ontology annotation, biological process: exocytosis; Golgi to plasma membrane transport. Bases 173 to 2818 code for a protein of 881 amino acids. Gene Ontology annotation, cellular component: exocyst. The transcript is spliced from 4 exons. The record is from RefSeq and is a predicted model, not a curated record.